AUGGAAGAUACGGAUGAGUACAUGAUACCACCAGUGGAUACGACACAUGUCUACAACAGAAGAAACCUGACUGGAAACCUGGAUGGGGAGGAUCCGAUUGACGAAGGAGACAUACCAUCAAAUACGGAUUGGUUUGACGGGUGGAAUCCGAAUGAACAUAUUUCAGACAUGAAUUUAGAUGAAAUGGACAUAGGGACACAAACGCAAAAAGAGAUUGACUACUGCAGCACUCCAGUUCAACUAACCGGGGUGAUCUAUGAUCAUGCUGCGUGGGAAGCCUCGAAAAAAAAUAAAAAGGUGUUGUUGAAAACAAUGGACAAUAAUAUAAAGAAAUACAUUUCUCUUGUUUCGGAUAUGAAUGCUCUCGUUAAGGGUGUAAAGGAGAAGUUUUUCUGGGAUGUUGAAAUUAUGGAAAGGUGUAAAAGAUGGAAUGAUGCGGUUAAAAAUUCCGUUUCUACGGAUACAGUUUCGAUACCUGCUGAAGUAAGCUAUGCUGGUGAUGAGGUGGUUCAAAACAAAGUCGGACAAUGUGGCGAAACAAAUCAAGAGUUAGAGGGCGAUGGAGAUGCAAAAUUGGAACAUCAAAACACGGUGAAAGAUAAAGGAUGUGAUGAUGUUCAUGAUACCCCAUUUGAUGAUGGUGGUAUUUCGGACUCGUGCCUGGCUGCCUUACAAACCAUCGAACCAGGCGUAUACAGGCAGACUACAGAAGUGGCGCAAGCAGAUGUGGUGAACAACAUGGACCAACCUGUAAAUUUGGCAGAGUGCAGUCAACAACAAGCACAUAAACAGAAUACAAUAACCGACGCCUAUGAUAAAGAUAAGCCUCCGACAACAUCAGCUGAUGAACCUGCUGAAGUGACCGAAGCAGAAAUGCAGUCUGUUGAGACACUUUUAAAAUUGGCUCCAAUCCUGUAA
This is a messenger RNA of Helianthus annuus (common sunflower), 918 nucleotides long. RefSeq lists its product as uncharacterized. The record is from RefSeq and is a predicted model, not a curated record. The coding region runs from base 1 to 918 and encodes 305 amino acids. NCBI's taxonomy places the organism in Eukaryota, Viridiplantae, Streptophyta, Magnoliopsida, Asterales, Asteraceae. The transcript is spliced from 4 exons.